Molecule: messenger RNA, 519 nt
Organism: Entrophospora candida
Lineage: Eukaryota; Fungi; Glomeromycota; Glomeromycetes; Entrophosporales; Entrophosporaceae
Source: the annotation of a GenBank genome assembly
AUGAAGAUGAAAAGUAAUCAAAAGAAAGCUUUAGAUAGCAUAAAAAAAGAUAUUCAGAAGUUGGUGGUUUCUUCUAAUUAUGAUGAUGCAUGCAGAAACAAAGCACAAGAAAUCAUUAAUCAAUGGAAGGAUUGGUCAAUUACACCAGGGGAUAAUUUGAAAUGUUCUAAAACAAUCGAAAAUAUACAUUUAGCAGAAUCUUCACCUAAAAUCUCACCACAAGUUUCCCAACAUUUAACAGAACUAAUGUCAACACCUAACAAAUAUUCCCAAGAUAUCUCCUUAAUAUGUGCAUAUGGAAAAACGAUCUUGGAGCUGACAUUAGAAAUUGGCAAGGAGCUCACUAAGGAACUGUCCUCCAUACAUGAUAUCAAUCCUGCUAUUUGGACACCUGGUUUGGAGGUGUAUAUUGAUACUGUCCUCAAAGAAUCUGGAUACAAUUUUAAAACAGCAGUCCAAAAUAAAGUUCCAGAUAAACUUUUCCAACUGUACUGCAAGAAAGUUCUUCUUGACUUGUAG